AUGAUGCGCUCCACCCGUGCAGCCGCCGCAGAGGAGACAUGGGAUAAGAUGCUCUCGGCCAUGGAAACGCCCGCGAGAACGAUUGCGCCCAAGCGAAGAGGCAGCUUGGCAGACGUCGGCCCGAGCAAGAAGUACAAGAGCAUCUCGCCACGGCCAGCCGCUGAUUUUUUUUUCGGGGCUCUGCAGAGGCGGCUGCAGCUGCCGCAAACGAGCAGCUGGACGGGGCCGACUUGUUGCUGGCCGUAUCGAGAGGCCUUGGCCACAAGGCCUCACUUUCGUCUGCAGGCAUGUGACACAUGUCGCCACAAGAAGGUCAAGUGCAACUGGGGCAUUGUAAGUGGAACAGACCGAAAUCUCGUGGCCACAUGGACUGACCAGGCCAGGAGAACCAACGAGAAGGUGGCCGUGCUGCUGGAGCGCGUCGCCCGACUGGAGCAGUCGCUCGAGUCGCUCCGGGACGAAGUCAGGCUGCGAGACUACACGGCUGCAUGCGACGUUUCCGUUCACGAUGCUGCCAGAGCUGUUGCCCGGCUCUACCAGACGCCUCCAGACACUGUGUUGUCAGCCAAGAGCCCGCUCUACAGCCACGGGCCAGUAGCCAUUGAGGCCGUCGAGUCGCCUCUGAGCCUUCCGCCCGAUUUUUCCACCACAACUACUACAAACCCCUCCAGAUUCGCGUCCACGACACCCUUCGCCUGCGAGGAACGACGAGCUCCGUUGCCGAACCUGCUCGCUCUCGAAGCUCCCACAGACGCGGACGAGAUCAUGGCCCAUGUCGACAGCUACCUCGGUCAGCCGUACGAUCUGUUCCCGCUGAUGUGCAAGAGCUCCGCGUACGCGGUCGCCGUGUCAGUGCGCAAGGACGGCCUGCAGCCCAACCUGCAGUCUUGCUAUGCGCUGCUGAUGGUCGCGUUGGCCAAGGCCUAUGCCGAUCCCGAGUGCGUUGACAGCGGCCUGGCCGACUUCCAGAUGGCCGGUCAGAUCCGCGGCCGUCUCGGCGAACAGCUCAACCUCGAGUCCGUCGUCGUCCAGUUCCUCAUCACCAUCUUCCUGCUCAAGAAGGGCCUGAUGAUCAACUUUGCCCUCGCGCUGCAUGCCGCCUGCUCGUCGCUCUAUACGCUCAUCAAGAGGGACCAAGCAUCCGGCAUCGAGCGCGACAAGAGCGACCGCAACACGAUAUCGUCAAGCUUCUGGAUCGGCCACAAUCUGGAGAGAGAUCUCGUCCGCGAGAUCGAUGACACCUUUCCGCAGAGCUCCCUGCAUCUGCUGGCCGAAGGCUUCAUCCUACCGCUGGGAUGCGACGACUCGCCGAGCCCGAGCGCGCCGCCAAUCAUCCGCGACGAGAUCAUGUUCUUCUUCGCCGAGAUGGCCCUCCGAGCUGUCACGGCGCGCAUCUUGACCACGCCCUACUGGAAGAUUGGCGGCGCCGACCGUCCAGAAGCCGGACCACCAGAAAUCUCUCCCCUGCUUCCGGAGCUGCGCGGCCAGCUGGACGAGUGGCUGCUCCGCAUGCCUGCCAGUCUGGACUGGUCCACAGAGCCGGUCAGGGGCUCGAACUCGCCCGUGGUGGCCCGACUGAAGAUCCUCUACUGGUUUGCGCGCUUCUCUUUGGCCCGGCCUCUGAUCGUCGAGGCCCUCCGCAAUCCAGCCUUCUCUCUGCCCCUCCAGGGCUGGGUCCUCUUUCAAGACGGCAUAAUGUCGGCCAUGAAGGUGCUCAAGGUUCUUCUCUGGGAGGAAACCGAACUCGAUUUCCUUAUGGGCAAUAGGUAUGCUUGA
This is a messenger RNA of Grosmannia clavigera kw1407, 1776 nucleotides long. Its product is annotated as c6 zinc finger domain containing protein. The coding region runs from base 1 to 1776 and encodes 591 amino acids. The record is from RefSeq and is a predicted model, not a curated record. Gene Ontology annotation, biological process: regulation of DNA-templated transcription. The transcript is spliced from 4 exons. Gene Ontology annotation, molecular function: DNA-binding transcription factor activity, RNA polymerase II-specific; zinc ion binding. NCBI's taxonomy places the organism in Eukaryota, Fungi, Ascomycota, Sordariomycetes, Ophiostomatales, Ophiostomataceae.